AUGGAGAUAUCUGUUUUGGAGACUAAAAUCUCACUUGCUAAGGAAAAUGCUCGAAUUUUAAAUGAGCAAAUUGAAGGAACAGAAACUGAAGUUAAAACACUGAAGCAACCUCUUACGGAACUAAAUGAAAAGAAAGAAGCUGCAGCACUUCAGUACAAGCAAUGCUUGGAGAUAAUGGCUAAGAGCAUCCACAUUGGUUCACAUAACGAUAUUAAUGUGCUAGAGAGAUCUUUUAUUUUCACGAAACUUGCCCAAGGGCAUGCUCCACUAGUCAAUUACACAAUCAAUGGCAAUGACUACACUAUGGGGUACUACCUUGCCGAUGGUAUUUAUCCCAAGUGGUCAACGUUUGUGAAGACGAUUCCAUCACCCCAAGGGAAUAAGAAAACAAACUUUGCCACAGCACAAGAAUCUGCAAGAAAAGAUGUCGAGCGUGCCUUCGGGGUACUUCAACAACGAUUUGCAAUCGUUGGUGGACCUUAUCGAAUAUUCAAAGUCAAUGACCUAACAAAUAUAAUGAAAGCAUGUGUUAUUCUACAUAACAAGAUCAUUGAGGACGAGCGUGAUGAUAGUCAGGGUUUGGACAUGGAGUAA
Messenger RNA from Juglans regia (Persian walnut), 594 nucleotides. RefSeq lists its product as uncharacterized. Bases 1 to 594 code for a protein of 197 amino acids. NCBI's taxonomy places the organism in Eukaryota, Viridiplantae, Streptophyta, Magnoliopsida, Fagales, Juglandaceae. The transcript has 2 exons. The record is from RefSeq and is a predicted model, not a curated record.